AUGGCGGAAUAUGCGUCUGCUGUGCUGGCUUUGGCAUUAUUUGCCAUUGACACUAGUAAAUCGCUAUACCAGGCUGUUAUCAAAAUCAAGAGCCAGAAAAAGGAAAUCAAAGAUCUUCGGUCCGAUCUGACUUCUCUGGUAUCUGUUCUUGAAUCUAUCCAAGUCCAAGCUAAAACCACAAGAGAUGCAUCGAGGCUUGAAUCCCUCCGUCAUCCACUGAACUGUUGUUUGCAAGCUUGCCAAGAAAUGCACGAUAUGCUCAAGGCAUGUACAGCCCACUCUAAAGAGGGACAAUUCAGUGUGCGGGACUGGCUUAGCAUGCAAUACAAGGAGAAAUCUUUCGAAGAAAUCAAGAAUCGGAUCGCUUCUUUCAAGUCUAUCCUCAGCAUCAGCCUGGCGUCUAUCCUUAUAGCAGAUGGCUCUAUAGUCCAACUCUCUUUAGAAGAGCUCAAUGAAUCCAUAGAAGGUACCAGAGAAGACUUGCAGAUCAUGUUGGAGCAACUAGAGGAAAGAAUAAGCAAAUCAAAUGAGUCGGCAAAGAAAACGCUUGAAGCAGAUUGUGAUCAGAUUAAAGAAAGUCUGAGAAGCCUAGUGCAGGCAGAGAAGAUUGUGAAAACAAUCACCAUCGAGGAAAAUAAAGCUGGCGCUGGCAGUCGUGCAGUAUUCGGCACCGAUACUUCUCGGCCUCAAUUUAAUUUGAAUGUUUCAAGAAAUGAGGCAGGCGUUGGUGCUAUAAUGAGUGCCGGGGUUCACACUCCAGAGACCCUCCAAGCACUGCUGGCAGCCAAUUUACAGGCGCCGCCACUUACGUUGAUGGUUGAAGAGUUGAACAAUCAGUCGAGCGGUACCAAUUUGGAAGCAUUACUGUCGCUUGUUUCAAACUCGGGCGCUGCAAACAACAUAAACCAGAUUGAAGUCAACGACCUCAUCAUAACCCGAAAUUUGUGA
Penicillium taxi is the source of this 948-nucleotide messenger RNA. RefSeq lists its product as uncharacterized. The record is from RefSeq and is a predicted model, not a curated record. The transcript has 2 exons. Lineage: Eukaryota; Fungi; Ascomycota; Eurotiomycetes; Eurotiales; Aspergillaceae. Bases 1 to 948 code for a protein of 315 amino acids.